AGCCCGCUUCACACGCUCAGUUGCCUUCGCGACACCAGCACAGCACCACGCGAACAUGGCGGGUGUACAAAAACUUUGUUUAUUUGUUGUACUAAUACUUCAAGUUAAAGGGGAUCCGGAUCCUCAGUUAGACUUACCACCGAUACCCCAAGUUUCGACGCAGAGGAAUUUUGGAUACGGUCUUCUGUCAAGCACUCCAAAUAAUUUCCAGUACAGUACCCCUCGACCUGUUUCUAGCACUACAGGAGUAUACCCAGUGUCUUCCACCCCUUAUAAUGCGGGGAUUAGUCCGGAUAUUAAUAACAAUGGAUUCCCUAACUUGGAUUAUGGGAAUAGAAGGAAUCCGAGCUCAACUGGACGUCCUUAUGACAAUGAUGAUAGAAUAGAUGUCAACAAUGACCCUAAUUUUAGGAGGAACGAUCCAGGCUUCGCGAGGAAUGACCCUAAUUUUCUUGGAGCGAAUCCUUAUGAUAUAAGAGGGAAUGGGAUAGAUGAUAGAUUAGAGAGAGUGAAUUUACAGCAAGUGAGGGAGUUUCUGGCCCAGGCGGAUGAGCAGGCAUCGAAGGAGUGUACUAAUAAUGUGGCUGCCCAGUGGAACUUUGAGACUGAAGUUACUGAUGCUACUCAGCAUGCUGCGUUGGACGCUCAACAGCGCUACACGCUGUUCCAACGAGGCCUCUGGGAGACGGCCCAGCAAAUACCAAAAGGGGGGAUCAGAGAUUUCCCCACCUACAGACAGUUACGCAUGCUGUCCAUUAUAGGACCCGCGGCGUUGCCACCGGAUCAACUUGACAGGUAUAACCGUCUCAUCAACGACAUGCUGGCGGUCUACAACAACGCCGAAAUCUGCGCGUACAACGAGCCGUUCAAAUGCGGUCUUCAUCUCCAACCUGAGCUUCAACACACCAUGUCACACUCCAGGGAUUGGGACGAGUUGCAACAUGUCUGGACUGAGUGGAGGAGAAACACUGGAAGGAGGAUUAGAGAUCUUUAUGAACAAUUAGUUGAGCUGACUAACCAUGCUGCUCGACUUAACAAUUUCACCGACGCCUCGGCUUACUGGAUGUUCCCGUACGAAUCACCGAACAUGAGACAAGAAGUCGAUGAGGUUUGGGAACAGAUCAAACCCCUCUACGAAGUCCUGCACGCCUACGUCCGCCGCCGGCUCCGCGAGGCCUACGGCCCCGAGCGCAUCUCUCGUUCGGCCCCUAUCCCAGCGCACAUUCUUGGAGACAUGUGGGGACAGAGCUGGGCAGGCAUAGUCCCAUUCACACUACCGUACCCUGGGAAGAACCUCCUUGAUGUUACAGCUGAAAUGAACCAACAGGGCUUCACGCCACUGACGAUGUUCCAACUGGCCGAAGAGUUCUUCGUCUCCAUGAACAUGUCCGCCAUGCCAGCAGACUUCUGGCCCUUGAGCGUGAUCGAGCAGCCCCCAGAUCGUCAUAUCCACUGCCAACCUUCUGCUUGGGACUUCUGUAACAGACACGACUACCGCAUCAAAAUGUGCACCCACGUGGACAUGAAGGACCUGAUCACCGCCCACCACGAGAUGGCUCAUAUCCAGUACUUCCUGGCCUACAGGAACCAGCCCAAGGUGUUCAGAGACGGGGCUAACCCAGGUUUCCACGAGGCCGUAGGCGAGGCCAUCGCCCUCUCCGUCUCAUCCCCCCGCCACCUCCAGACCUUAGGCCUCGUGCAACGCUCAGUGGCCGACACGGCCCAUGACACCAACUAUCUCUUCACUCAGGCAAUGGACAAGCUGGCGUUCCUGCCGUUUGCGUUGUCGAUGGAUAGAUGGCGCUGGGAUGUGUUCACGGGCGAUGUGAGGAAGGAGCAGUAUAACUGUCAUUGGUGGAGACUAAGGGAGCAGUACCAGGGCAUCAAGCCGCCAGUCCUCCGCUCCGAGCUGGACUUCGACCCUGGUUCCAAGUACCACAUCCCCGCCAACAUACCCUACAUCAGAUACUUCGUCAGCACAGUGCUCCAGUUCCAGAUCCACCGAGCAUUAUGCGAAAGAACAGGCCAGUUCAUUCCUGGAGACGAGACCAGGCCUCUACAUAAGUGUGACAUCUACAGGAACCCUGAAGCUGGAAGGAUUCUUACGUAAGUCUUUAGUUUAUGAUAGAUCCACCGAUAAUUGUGCGAAAGAACAGGCCAGUUCAUUCCUGGAGCCGAGACCAGGCCUCUACCCAAGUGUGACAUCUACAGGAACCCUGAGGCUGGAAGGAUUCUUACACGCCUGAUGGAACGCGGAUCCUCCGUACCCUGGACCCAGGUUCUGCAGGAGAGCAUUGGCGAGUCCCGACUCAGCGGAGAAGCCCUCAGGGACUACUUCAGACCCCUGGAGGAGUGGCUGCGGAGUGAGAACCUCAGGACUGGGGAGUACCUCGGCUGGAGUUAUGAUGGAGACUAUUGCAAGUUUAGCAUCGAAACGGCGGGUCUGCAAGUGUACGGCGGCUUCUACAAUGCCGCCAGCCGACACGACCUCACGCACUUCGCCGGACUCCUCCUCAUCUCCUUCUUCACCACCGUUUUCAUUCGGUGGUGAUUCUUCGUC
Messenger RNA from Cydia amplana, 2560 nucleotides. RefSeq names its product angiotensin-converting enzyme (gene Ance-3). NCBI's taxonomy places the organism in Eukaryota, Metazoa, Arthropoda, Insecta, Lepidoptera, Tortricidae. Bases 56 to 2110 code for a protein of 684 amino acids. The transcript is spliced from 12 exons. Gene Ontology annotation, biological process: proteolysis. Gene Ontology annotation, molecular function: peptidyl-dipeptidase activity; metallopeptidase activity. Gene Ontology annotation, cellular component: plasma membrane. The record is from RefSeq and is a predicted model, not a curated record.